Leptomonas pyrrhocoris is the source of this 1648-nucleotide messenger RNA. Its product is annotated as putative mitochondrial ubiquitin hydrolase. Lineage: Eukaryota; Euglenozoa; Kinetoplastea; Trypanosomatida; Trypanosomatidae. Gene Ontology annotation, biological process: protein deubiquitination. The record is from RefSeq and is a predicted model, not a curated record. Gene Ontology annotation, cellular component: nucleus; cytosol. The transcript has a single exon. Gene Ontology annotation, molecular function: cysteine-type deubiquitinase activity; cysteine-type endopeptidase activity. The coding region runs from base 104 to 1648 and encodes 514 amino acids.
AGGGUUGUGUAGCCCACGCACACGCUCCUGCUCUACUGUUAGCAUUAUUUUUCCAUAUGUUCCCUUCGGCAACCGCCUCAUCUGCUUCGCACCCCUUUCACGGAUGGACGGACCACCUGGAUCGCAGACGGCGGUGCUGAAGAAAUCAAAACGCCGAAACGGUAAAAGGGGUAACACGACCACUGAUAGUCAACAAAAUGCGCGUGUAACUAAUAGUAAUGGUAACGGUAACAGUACGGAUAAACUCAAUCCCGGCGAGGGAGUUCGCGCAUCGCAGGAAGUGACGACUUCUCUCUUUCAGCCUCCCCGACAGGAGCAUGUGUACGUGGAGGUCCGCCCCGUGAAGGAGCUGUACGGGCAGCUUUGCAGAGGCACGAGCAACGCAGCGGCAGGAUCCAGCGGAGCAAGCAACCGCAACUGCAAGCAAGCCGACACCAACAAACGUCGCACCUGCGCUCUUCAAUACGACUUCACGGAACUGCCUUACCCGCGUGGCAUGGUGAACAACAGCAACUUCUGCUUUAUGAACUCCAUAUUGCAGUCUCUGCUGUUCAUCCCUGCUUUUGCGCAGCUGGCGGUGUCCGUUAGCUGUGACGUGCAGGCGCGUGAGUGCUGCCCUGCGCUGGCCGCCUUUGGCAAAUGGGCGCUGCAGUACUGGAAGCCCGGCUACACACGCUUGGCCAUCGCCGCGCCGCCGUUGAUGCCGCGCACCAAGGCAGGCACCGCCUCCGCGAUUCCGCCCUCGCAGCGGGCGCUGGACGGCAGCGUACAGGAAGAUGCGCAGGAGUUUCUCCAGAAGCUGCUGGAACGCAUCCAGCACGAGUUGGUGCCCUUCGAAGAAAAACAGGGCAAAGACGCUGCGGUGGCGUCCACGGCGCACGAGGACGUGAAUAAUCGUGCGGAAGAAAGCCGCGACACCGCCUCUGCGCAGAAGGGCUGGACAGUGGUGAAAGGGAAAGAGAAACUGGCGGUGCGCGAGCACGUGGAUGCGCAGGGGCAGUCGCGGCUGCUCAGCGCGAUCUUCGGCGGCACGCUGGAGAGUCACCUGCAGGGCAAACAGCGACAGCGCGACCACGUGUCGGUGGUGGUAGAGAGGUACUUCAGCGUGCCAGUCGACGUCGCCUUCGCGCCUGAGUGCACGAUCGAGCAGGCGCUGGAGCACACCUUCACCACGGAAACAGUGUACGACAGUGGGCGUGAGAAGAACCUGAAGAAGACGCUGCGGUUUGGGCAGCUGCCCUCGAUUUUGCUGCUUCAACUGCGACGCUGGGCCGUAACCCGUGAGGGCGAUCUGGUGAAGCUGGACAACGCGGUGCACGUGAAGCGCACACUCCAGAUUCCGCGCACGAUCUGCGGCGAUGCGACGCUCAGCAGUUCGGAGCGCAGCUACCGUCUUUUAUCCGUUGUGUGUCACCACGGCGAUGCGAUGGGCCGCGGGCACUACGUCACCUACCUCGUGCACCACGCCGCCAACCCGGAGGUCAUGAAGGUGCGCGCCACCGGCAAAACCAAUGAGGCCGAAGCAGUUCGCUCUGCGCCACCGAAUGCUUCUGUUGUCUUGUGCGAUGACGCAAACAUCUCGGUGGGGCCUGCGAAGAGCAUGCAUGAUAAAGCCAUCUACUUCUUGAUGUAUCAGAAAAUGAGCUGA